GGCUUUCGAUGAAGUUAGUUUUAGUUGAGUUAUCAGUUAAAUUUGGUUGAUAUAUUUUUACUUCUGUUAGCAGGUUUGGAUAUGUUAUGACUUUCAUGUGCUGUGGAGCUUUUGGAGGUGUCCUGUUAAUAGAGAAAAGGUUAGAGUGAAAUUGCUAAGUUGUUGGUUAGACUCACUUGUUAGAAUUUGAAAACAAUUACAGUUUGGAUGUGAUUAAAGGAAAAAGUUAGAAAUUAUUUGCAAGCUUGGUCUGGACUUAGCAAUUAUUUGGAAGUUAUGUGUUAGUUAACAGUUAGCAAAUCAAGAGAAAGUUAGUGGAGAGUUUUAACAGUAUUAAAUCCUAAGUAUUAAUAUAAUACAUAUGUCUAAUCAGGAUGAUGUUCCCCCGCGAUAUGCUGAUACUGGUGCUCGUCAAUCAAGAGCUCGAAUGGAAUAUGAUUAUGGGGGCAGUGCUUCACAGUAUGGUGAUGCUUAUGGUGAUAGAGUUGGAAGAUCAAAUCUUGGAUAUGGCAGUGGCAGCCGAAGUUCUAUUUCUGGUCAAGAAUCACACGGGAUGUAUAGCAGUCGGCAGGGAACAGGUUAUGGUGGAGGAUCUUAUGGUGGCAGUGAUGUUGGAGGCAUGUACUCGUCAAGUUAUGAUGGUGAUUACGUUUCUCGUGGAAGUGAUGUUGGCGGCAGCUCAUAUUCGUCAAUGUAUUCUGGCAGAGGUGCCGGCGGCGGUAGCAGUUACAUGGGCAGCGGUGGAUCUGGAUCUUAUUAUUGAGGUAAGUAAGCCGAUAACUCUUUGGCAUUGAACUUUGUGUAUUACAUUAGAAUGCAUAGGGUAUAGAUAUCAGUUCUUGAUUUUGUGCUGUAUGGAGUCAAGUUAAUGAGAGACGGAAAAAGAAAUAUUUAGCAGUGAUGUGUAAUCAAACCUUGAUUUAUGAUACCAUUUAUGGGCAGAUAAUGUUAAAGAUUUGUCACUGCUCUUCCUUUCAUUUGGACAGAGACCAAGGCUAGGGAUGCCUUCUUGUUUGGUUAAGGAUUAAUGGAAUUUUUAUCUGCUGAAUUUAUCAAAAAGUUGGUUCUCUA
This is a messenger RNA of Lathyrus oleraceus (garden pea), 1071 nucleotides long. RefSeq lists its product as uncharacterized. NCBI's taxonomy places the organism in Eukaryota, Viridiplantae, Streptophyta, Magnoliopsida, Fabales, Fabaceae. The record is from RefSeq and is a predicted model, not a curated record. The transcript is spliced from 4 exons. The coding region runs from base 362 to 763 and encodes 133 amino acids.